AUGGUGCUGUAUUACGAACUCAACCUUUUCUCUCCGACUUGUCGUUACCCGAGCCUAACAGGCUUUGAAAUUACGAUAACUAUUACUGUUACAGUAAUAUUUUCGAAGGUGUUUAAAGUCUGUGCAAGAAAAAUGGCAUCCAUACCUCCAUCGGCGUUUUCUUCAGCACGCAUCCGUGAAACACAACGAGAAAUGCAGAUUUCCAAUAUUAAGAAAGGGAAUGAGCCGACAAAAUAUUUCCAUCGAAAAUUGAUGGAGCUAUCGCCGCUGAAGUAUAAUAGUAAACUGAUGAACAGCAUUUGGGGAUUCUACAAUCGCUACUCGCCGCAUAACGUGAAGAAAAUCAAUGAUGCCAUGUCUUUCAAUGCGGAAUUGCAGCAGUCUGCUGGCAAUUUCCCCAACAAGAGUGAACCAGUAAUCACUCUGCCUACAUCAUCACUCGACAAUGUGUGGGCAUCGAUUAAUGUUUCACAAUCUCAUUAA
Danaus chrysippus (African queen) is the source of this 483-nucleotide messenger RNA. The record is from the annotation of a GenBank genome assembly. NCBI's taxonomy places the organism in Eukaryota, Metazoa, Arthropoda, Insecta, Lepidoptera, Nymphalidae.